AUGAUGUUAGGCUCAAGCACCCGAUUAAACUCAAGCACCGGAUUAGGCCUAACCCUCAUCACCAACAUUGCUAUCACCAAGGCUUCUCUUUACUCUAAAAAGAAGAGAGUCUGUGCAAUCUCCUCUGCUUCACUAAAACCCUCAGACAACCCUCCCCAGCCUCAAAACAUCAUGUUUCAGAAUGUGUUGGACACUACAACAGCCACCACAGCUCAACUACAUCAAAUCAAUAUUGACUUCAAUCCCCACCCAGCCCUCUCACCAGAAGGAGAAUUCAUUGAGAAUGUGACUGACUGCACUCAAGCAGUCCUGCUAACCACAAAGAACUUCUCUUUCACAGUGAAUUAUAAGCUCAAUGCUCUGCUGAGUCAUGUCAACAACUCCUCCUCUGCAGAGCUAGCUGCAGUGCUUGAGCUAUGCAAUAAGCUAUCUGCAGUACUGGAUCUAAUACUCUGCACUUAUGAAAACUCUCUAUCAUGCCAGACUGCUGUACUAAGGCAAGUCAUGGGACACAGCAUAGUCAAAGUCAUUAAAGACCUCACUGUCAAAUCAAAAUCUAUGUUGACAUAUGCUACUGUCAUGACAGCUAAGGCAAUUCUCUCAAACAAUUCCUCUCAGACUGUUUCAGCAAUGGGACAAUCUCACAAGAAGCAGAUACAGCAGGUCAACUGCCCUCUGCAUCAAGAACAGAAAGACAAAUGA
This is a messenger RNA of Paracoccidioides brasiliensis Pb18, 702 nucleotides long. RefSeq lists its product as uncharacterized. The transcript has 2 exons. The coding region runs from base 1 to 702 and encodes 233 amino acids. The record is from RefSeq and is a predicted model, not a curated record.